Molecule: messenger RNA, 1173 nt
Organism: Synchiropus splendidus (mandarinfish)
Lineage: Eukaryota; Metazoa; Chordata; Actinopteri; Syngnathiformes; Callionymidae
Gene: pagr1
Product: PAXIP1 associated glutamate-rich protein 1
Exons: 5
Coding region: 216-1037 (273 amino acids)
Source: RefSeq, a predicted model, not a curated record
AGGCGGAGUACUACGGCCUGGCGUAGAGGUUGUUCGGUCAAAAAUGGCGCUAUGUUUACGUCUGUGUGUCAAGAUAAAUCGUCCACAGAGAGUCUGAUGGCGUGUUUUGGUCAUUUUACUCACCGGGGCAGAAGACAUUGGCAACAUAUUUAAGAGAAGAACCGAUCGACGACACAGAGGGCAUUCGAUCUCUUGGGUCACAAUCCACCGAAAGGAUGCAGGCUGAAGCCACUGAUUCUUCCCUGCAAGAGGGAAUCGAGGUUCUAGGUCUUAAGGACAACGAGGAGCCUGCUCCAGAUAAAGAGGAGAGCAAGGCAGAGCUAGGUGACGCUGAAACGACAGGUGCAGAGGAGGACACCAAGGCGAAGGAUGAUACAGAUGGAGAGACGGAAGAGGUGGAAACAGAGACACCCCAGGACCAAUCUCAGGCUGAGACAGCGGAUGCGAGUGAAGAAGCGAAAGCUGUGGCAGAAAACGACAAUGAGUGGGAGCUUGCGUACAGCGAUGAGGAAAUGGAGGAUCCGAAAAACUGGAUGCCCCCACCGGCUGAGAUCAAAAGACUCUACGAGCUCCUUGCAAAAGGGGAAAUGCUUGAACUGAACUUUGUGGCCCUUCCUCGGAGACCUCCCACCCCUGAGCACACCCCUUCACCUGAAAGGGAUGAGGAGGAAGAAUCAGCAGAGGACCGAGAGAGGAAGGAGAGGGAGAGAAAGCCUCCUACUCCAACUGAGUUCGACUUUGAUGAAGAGCAACUGCAAGCUACGCCCAAGAACGCCUUCCUCAACAGGCGCCGAACACCAGGGUCGUCAGCUCGGUCCUCUGUCAAGCGUGAGGCCAGGCUGGAUAAAGUCCUGUCAGACAUGAAGCGUCACCGCAAAAUUGAGCAGCAGAUUAUGCUCACGGGUCGAGAUCUCUUCAAGGUAGAGAAGAAGAUAGAAGAGCCCCUUUCUCCUAACAGCCAGAAGGAGCGGGAAAAGGAGCGGGAGCGGGACAGCAACCCCAACACGAUAUUCUCCCCUCGGCAGAGGAGAUACUGAAGUAGAAAUGGACUUUUGUGACUUUUGUAGAGGCUGAUCAUUGAACUCCAUGACCUUUUCCAAACUUGAAUUUUUUAAUGUCCCAAGUUUUGUAAAGUUUUUUAUGUUUUGCAUAAUAAUGACAAUAAACGUUUUA